GUACGCUCACAAAGGAAACAGCCGUUUUAAUGAAACAAAAGGAAUUUUGGUUGGGCAAACGUUCCCGAGUGCCUUUACUGAUGCCGAAGCUCAGCCGUUCCAGAUGAUGGGCCACGCGCCUUUUGUUGUGUCUCAGAAGUGCAGGUUGCCAUGCGUGGAAAAUCAUUUCCCUGGCUUCAGUCGCUGAUAUCUCCAGGAUAUCCCUUGUCUAUUGCCUGGUAGACAGUCGAUAUGCCUGUGUCAAUAGACAUCAUCCCGUUUUCAGAUUCUUUGGAAUUGUAUGGUGAACCGGAUUUUUCAUCUGCGUUCUCUCUGGCAGGCCAUGUUCUGAUCUCACUCAGUUCGCCUUCGUUUAUGUUCCAGCGCCGGCGGAGCACAACGCGUGCUUUGAUGCAAUCGCUCACAGUCACAUUCGAGGGACAAUCCGAAAUAAUCACUCCAGACAUUGGAUAUGCCGCUCUGCGACUCUGCUCCAUCACUCGCGAGCUUGUAAUCGGUGAACCCAUCGACCUUGCCAACGAAGGGCACGAAGAUUCCAAUAAGCCCUGCUCUUGGAAUGUUAUUUUUGACAUCCCUGUUCCUGGUUGGUUGCCCACUACGUCUAUGUACGGAGAUCGCAAUGCAGUUGAAGCUGGGACGCGCUAUGCCUUGUAUGCCACUGCAACUUUUAUCUCUCUCGAGGACGGCAGCUCCUCCAUAUUCAGCAGCUUUUUCUCACCUUUUAGCUGUCGCACUCACACAAUCAAUGCGCCAAGAUGUCCAGUCACCCUCAUUCGUUUUGCCGAGGUUCCUUCUACCCCCUCCUCGGUGUCUUCCACUCCUGUCUUCCCGAUGGCAUUGUUCAUCGUCGAUGCGCAAUCAGGAAAAGACGACACAGAAACAGACACGACAACUAUUCCGCCUGACAUCCUGAAGAAGAUUCAGGUCGUCGCAUCCAUUCCCACCGCAGUGACUUUGGAUGAGACAUCCGUUCCUCUUAUCCUGCGCUUACAAGGCAAUGAACUGGACGCCUCUCAGCGAGAGCGCCUUCGAAUAACUGAUUUCACUGUUGAUGUUGAACAGAUUGAAACGUACAGGAGCAUUACUUCUCUUGAUCGCGUAGCUCGAUUUGUGGUCCCGCCUAGGACGCAACAACCCCCUUCUUUCCCCCUUCGGAAUGCACAUCCUGUGCAUACACUCUAUGAUGUCGGCUUUCUCAUGACUCCAUAUCCUUCUAAAACUACUUCAACUCGUUCAUUUUCCCUCUUCGAUCCCUCAAAUUCCGGGAAGUAUAUUAUUUCCGGUGACGGUCGCGUCUUCAUGCAUGACUCUCCAGAGGGCGAUGUGACCCCUCACUCUCCUUCAGAGAACUGGUAUGUGCUGGAGGCAAAUAUACCUUUGGCACCAGAUCCCCACCAAUUGGAUUGGGCUGGGAUCCGCAGCCGUCGCAUAUCUGAAAAUACCCCUCUCUUCAGCGUGUGCCACGCGAUGCACAUUGCACUCCGGUGCGUCUACAAACAACCCGAUGGCGAGGUUGUGAGCGAACGCCUCCACUUUUCACUGCCCAUGCAGCAUGUGCGGGUAGCUGUCCCACUAAUUAUUCCGUCCCCUACCGAUCGCACCACUGUGGACACAACGGAGCUCCAGAAAAGUGCUCUAUACAGUCAGAGUCUUCCCGCAUACUCUCAGCUCUUCCAUUCGAACGGAGAACGCAAGAUCGAUUACUCAACUCCUCUUCCACUUUACGAACCUCCAUCAUCGGCUUCGUCGUCAUCUUCGUUCACCCUUGAUUGCAGUGACGAUGAUCGAAAAUUAAUCUCAUAAUUUUCUGAAUUGUUGCAUAUACACCGACACUCGCACACAAAAACCGAAGACAUCGAUAUUGUCAUGUAAUAUUUGAGACGUUCAGUCCAUCGCACUUUCCUUUCAAUUUAUUUUCGUGCUGCUUUUUCGUCCUCUUUCGUUCUGCUGAUCUGGCAGCUUUGCUUGUCUUCUGUUUUCAUUCGCAUUGAUUUAGUCCGCAUACCAAUCAUUCCU
This is a messenger RNA of Suillus bovinus, 2016 nucleotides long. RefSeq lists its product as uncharacterized. The transcript is spliced from 4 exons. The record is from RefSeq and is a predicted model, not a curated record. Lineage: Eukaryota; Fungi; Basidiomycota; Agaricomycetes; Boletales; Suillaceae. The coding region runs from base 232 to 1803 and encodes 523 amino acids.